Molecule: messenger RNA, 813 nt
Organism: Adineta ricciae
Lineage: Eukaryota; Metazoa; Rotifera; Eurotatoria; Adinetida; Adinetidae
Source: the annotation of a GenBank genome assembly
AUGCCGACGAAACUUUAUAUUGGAAAUGUUUCUCCAUCCGUUAGUUCAACUGAAUUGAAAGAACUAUUUGAAAAGUAUGGGAAAGUUCUCGAAUGCGACAUUGUCAAAGACUAUGCAUUUGUUCAUAUGGAAGACGCCAGUAAAGCGAAAGCAUCUAUAGCAGCUUUAAACGAUUUUAAUUUGAAAGGCAGUCGUAUUAGAGUCGAGAUAUCAACGACACAACUUCGAAAUGCUGGUCGUUCAUCCCGUCGAGCAGAAUCUCCGCGAUAUGAAUCGGGAUCAAUGCGAUCAUCACGCAACCGUGAUUAUCCGUCGAUGUCAUCUAGUCGAAAUGGUGGUUAUUCAAGUGGCGGUGGUCCCGACCGAUCGUACCCGAGUAUGCGUAACAGUUACAUGGAUGCCCGAUCUCGUCCGUAUGAUUCACCUUAUGAUCGUCAACGUAUGCCUCCACCGCCUAUAAACUAUCCUGAUUUGUACAGUCGCUCUGGUGAUCCGUACAGUAUGCGUAGUAGUGGUGGAGAUCCGUAUGGUCGCGAAGGUUACUAUCAUCAACGAGCUCCGCCAAUACCUAUGCCUGAUCAUUAUGGACGUGGACCUCCAAUGCGGUCUGCUUAUGAUGCCUACGCUGGAUAUCCACCUGGACCGAGUUCAAUGGGGCCGCCACGAAGUCGCUAUGCUGCUUCGCCACCACCAUCGUCAUCGUCGCGUAAUGGAUCUGGUCGUUAUGGAUCACCGUCACGAUCUUCAUCGUCUCGUCGUCCUUCAAAAAGAUCGCCGCCGCCGUCGUCAAGUUCAUCCCGAUCGCGUCGAUAA